Messenger RNA from Thunnus maccoyii (southern bluefin tuna), 2734 nucleotides. RefSeq names its product adrenoceptor alpha 1Aa (gene adra1aa). The record is from RefSeq and is a predicted model, not a curated record. Gene Ontology annotation, molecular function: alpha1-adrenergic receptor activity. The transcript has 4 exons. Gene Ontology annotation, biological process: cell-cell signaling; phospholipase C-activating G protein-coupled receptor signaling pathway; positive regulation of cytosolic calcium ion concentration. Gene Ontology annotation, cellular component: membrane. Lineage: Eukaryota; Metazoa; Chordata; Actinopteri; Scombriformes; Scombridae. The coding region runs from base 371 to 1900 and encodes 509 amino acids.
AUUACAAAUGGCAGUAAUCUGCAUAGACGAGAUUAUUUUCACAUCUGCCAAACUGGAGGAGUUUGCGUGAAAGCACGGGAUACUGUUGCUGUGUUGAAGCUGAAAUUGCCCCUGCAUUCAACAGGAGGAACCUGGACAUUAACUACUGCUCAACCACCAUGUUAUCCACAAAAGUGUUCUCUCACUCCAGUUCUUAAGAAUAUGGACUUGAAUUUUGUCAACAAACUGCAGUUCUUGGUUCAGAGAACAUGCAAAGAUUUUUUCUAGAUGUGUACACUCAUCUCUCAGCAGUGUAAUAAUGCAUUUCUAAAAGUGUUUUUGUACCAGCUGCAUAAUAGCACUCAGUUUUAACAUCAGAAACAUUUUCAAGAUGGAUUACCUGAUUCCAGCAAAUCUACCUCUGCUGCACAGGACAGUGUCGAGCAUCAGCGUAGUAUUGGGACAGAUGGUUCCUGUGCUGGACAAUAUGACCCCAGCUCCUCUGACUCAGAACUGCUCCAACUGCAGCCAGGUGUUCGCCCCAGAGCUCAAUGUGGUCAAAGCUGUGGUUUUGGGCUUGGUGCUAGGUGUCUUCAUCAUGUUUGGAAUUGUGGGAAACAUCCUGGUAAUCCUCUCAGUAGUUUGCCAUAGAAACCUGCGGACAGUGACACAUUAUUUCAUAGUUAAUCUGGCAGUGGCAGACCUGCUUCUGAGCUCUACUGUACUACCCUUCUCUGCCAUUUUUGAGAUCCUGGAUCGCUGGGUGUUUGGACGGGUCUUUUGUAAUGUUUGGGCAGCUGUGGAUGUGCUUUGCUGCACUGCCUCCAUCAUGAGCCUCUGUGUGAUAUCUGUGGACCGCUACAUUGGAGUCAGUUACCCUCUGCGUUACCCAGCAAUAAUGACAAAGCGCAGGGCGCUGCUGGCAGUGAUGCUGCUGUGGGUGCUGUCUAUCAUUAUAUCCAUUGGACCAUUGUUUGGCUGGAAAGAGCCGGCACCAGAGGACGAGUCCAUCUGCAAGAUCACAGAGGAGCCGGGCUACGCUAUCUUCUCUGCUGUGGGCUCCUUCUACCUCCCUCUGGCCAUCAUACUGGUCAUGUAUUGUAGGGUUUAUGUGGUAGCUCACAGAGAGAGUCAAGGUCUGAGAGAGGGCCACAAAACAGAGAAGUCAGAUUCAGAGUUUGUGAUACUCAGGAUACAUCGAGGCAACACAACUGUAUCAGAGGACGAGGCCCUUCGCAACCGCACACAUUUUGCCCUGCGACUGCUCAAGUUCUCACGUGAGAAGAAGGCCGCCAAGACCUUGGGCAUUGUUGUUGGCUGCUUUGUGCUGUGCUGGCUGCCCUUUUUCCUGGUGCUACCUAUUGGCUCCAUGUUCCCUGCAUACAGACCUUCAGACACUGUCUUCAAGAUCACCUUCUGGCUCGGUUACUUCAACAGCUGCAUAAACCCCAUCAUCUAUCCCUGUUCCAACCAGGAGUUUAAGAAGGCUUUCCAGAGUUUACUAGGAGUUCACUGUCUGAGAAGGACUCCCAGACCACAUCAUCAUCAUCAUCUAAGUGCAGUUCAGAGUCAAACGCAGGGUCACAACCAGCCCCUGACUCUGGGCCUGGACAGCAGGGAGACGCCCUGUAGGCUCAGCCCCUCCUCCUCUAUGGCCCUAUCAAGAACCCCUUCCUCCAGGGACAGCAGGGAGUGGAGGGUCUUCUCAAGUGGCCCCACAGGCGGGUCUGGACAAGCAGAGACAAGCAGGGCUAAAGUGGCCAAAUUCUGCAGCAAAAGCUUCCACCGGACCUGCUGCUGCAUUCUCAGUGGUGGGACUGCCCCACAGGAGUCAAACUGUGCCCAGCCCCCCCCAAUUGGAAACCUUCCCACCAUUAAAAUCCACCAACUGUCCCUGUCGGACAAAGGCGAGCCCGUAUAACCACUAUAAUCCCUCAUGCAUUAGUCAUGAUUCCUCUCUCAAGGGCAAAAAAUGAGUAUAUUUCCUUUGCUCAGUUAACAUCACAAGAGAAGAGCUGUGAUUGAAUUAUGGCUGCUUUGAAAUUUUAAAUUGAAAUAUCUUUGCGUUGAUAUUGUUGCAUGAUAUUUCCUGGCCUUUUCCCCUUUAAGAGGAUUAUGGCUUGUUGGCCCUCUAAACACAUACAACAACAAAAUAUGGCUUCAGAGAUUUGUCACCAUAUUACAGAAACAGUUACGUCUUUUUACAAAAAUCUGAAUAAAUCAAAUUUGAACACGUAGAAGAAGGCACUUCCAUAAGGUGGACCAAAAGAAAAGCUGUGAAAGUAUUUCCUUAAGAGGACCAAAAGAUUCCUUUGGUGUUUACAUAUUUUAUAUUACAGAAGAGCAGUUCAAAUGUAUAAAAAUGUAAAUAAGAAACUUUUCUAUAUUGCAUGAUUUCACCAAAUGCUACAAAAAUGCUGGUCAGUGGUGCUCCAGUUGUCUCCAAAGUUUGCCUAAUGCUAUUCCUGUUGUCAAAGUGUUGUUUGUGUACUGUUCUGUACACAGUGAAAACCAAGGAACCUCGCGUACUUCCAUGUCACAUUACAAUAAAUUUCUAUGACAUAUUCCUAACAAGGGAUUCAUGAGGACAUUUUUGGACUCGUUUUUGUUUUGUUUUUUCUUUUUUUUUCCUUUGGUUGAUUAACUAAAUAUAUAGCCCCAAAAAACGUUCAGUUCAUCUAUCCACAUUCCCACAAUUUCAUGUACCUCCUAGCAGUGCCAGAUGGAUGUCUUAAUAUACUUCUGUGGAAUUUUA